CCAAUGGACGUGCGCGUUGUUGAAGAGCGACUGAGAUGCGCGAGUGGGUGACCAUCUGAAGGAGCGAAGGAAAAAAAAAAAAGGGAAAGUCCGGAUAGGAGCUAAAAGGGUGGUUUGUUUUUGAAGCUUCCUUCACCAUGAGCUCCAUCGGCACCGGGAAGACUGGAUAAAAAUACUGUUUAUUAAUCAACAACAGUUAUGAUUCGAUAAGCAAGAUGGUGUAAAUCUGCCCAAGAAUCCCCAAGAAUCAGUAUGAUCUGUCAGCCUCCACAUUUUCUCCAGAUGGCAGAGUAUUUCAAGUAGAGUAUGCUAUGAAAGCUGUAGAAAACAGCAGUACAGCAAUUGGGAUACGAUGUAAAGAUGGUGUUGUCUUUGGAGUAGAAAAAUUAGUUCUAUCCAAACUGUAUGAGGAAGGAUCUAAUAAACGUUUAUUUAAUGUUGAUCGACAUGUGGGAAUGGCAGUAGCAGGACUUCUCGCUGAUGCCCGAUCUUUGGCUGACAUAGCAAGAGAAGAAGCUUCUAACUUUAGAUCCAACUACGGUUAUAAUAUUCCAUUAAAACAUCUUGCAGAUAGAGUGGCUAUGUAUGUACAUGCCUAUACUUUAUAUAGUGCUGUAAGACCUUUUGGCUGCAGCUUCAUGUUAGGUUCCUAUGAUGAUGAUGAUGGUGCUCAGCUUUACAUGAUAGAUCCAUCAGGCGUUUCAUAUGGUUACUGGGGAUGUGCUAUUGGUAAAGCAAGACAGGCUGCAAAGACAGAGAUUGAAAAGCUUCAGAUGAAAGAAAUGACGUGCCGUGAUGCUGUUAAAGAAGUUGCAAAAAUAAUCUACAUAGUCCAUGAUGAAGUAAAAGAUAAAGCCUUUGAACUUGAACUAAGUUGGGUUGGAGAAAUAACUAAAGGAAAACAUGAAAUUGUGCCCAAAGAUGUUAAAGAAGAAGCAGAGAAAUAUGCUAAGGAGUCUUUGAAAGAAGAGGAUGAAUCGGAUGAUGAAAACAUGUAACAUUUUUACUUGAAUUCAUUUUGUAAUCUGUACUACAGGCCUGCUUAUGUAUUUUCCAUUAUGUAUGUGCUAGACAAUAUUUUAAUUACCAACUUGCACUAAACCAUUUUCCAAUUAC
Messenger RNA from Ahaetulla prasina, 1116 nucleotides. It is a transcript of the gene PSMA3, whose product is annotated as proteasome 20S subunit alpha 3. The coding region runs from base 312 to 998 and encodes 228 amino acids. Gene Ontology annotation, biological process: ubiquitin-dependent protein catabolic process. The transcript is spliced from 12 exons. The record is from RefSeq and is a predicted model, not a curated record. Gene Ontology annotation, cellular component: proteasome core complex, alpha-subunit complex; nucleus; synapse. NCBI's taxonomy places the organism in Eukaryota, Metazoa, Chordata, Lepidosauria, Squamata, Colubridae.